GCCAGCGUGUCAGCGGUAUGUCGUUCAGGUGUGGUGGAGGUGGCUGGCAGAUGGGUUACGUCAGGCAACCCCCCUCCGCAUCCUCCCAUGUUUCUCUCCCCUGUAGCUCAACGUUCGCGGCGCUGACCGGCGGGGAGGACUUCCGCUGCCCAGCAUGGGCGGCGCUGCGGUGGGCGGUGACGCUCGGCGACGGCGAGGACCCGUGGCGGCUGGAGCACGUCGUCCUGUCCCGCGUCUUCCUGGUGGGCUGCGGCGUCGGCGCCAAACAUCGCGCACAACACGGCCGUGCGAGCCUCCGCCGCCGGCGCGCUCUCCGACGGCGUCACCAUCCGCAAGCUUGCCUUGGUGCACCCCUACCUCACGGCAGCAAGGCUGUGGGCGGCGAGAUGGCAUUCGGCCCCGAGAUCCGGCCGUUCAUGGACCGGACCUGGGGGUUCGUGGUCUCGGAGACGGUAGGGCUGGACGACCCGCACAUGAACCCGUUUGUGGAUGACGCCGCGUGCAAGACCUCCGCCGAGAUCCCCUGCGACCGCGUGCUGGUGUGCGUGGCCGAGAACGACUUCCUGCUCAAGGAGCGCGCGCUGUGGUACCACCGGGAGAUCAAGGCGAGCGGGUACGCCGGCGAGGUUGAGCUGUUCAAGGCCAGCGGGUGCAUUGGGGGCACAACCCACCGAGGGUCGACGACGCGGCGGGCACCGGGGGGUACGCGGCGGUGGCAUUGGCGGAGACCGGCGUCUACGGCCUGCGCACCAAUUUCACCACCCCAUGCUUCGGCGACGUCGUCGCCCAUUCGCCGGCCGGCCUCGCCCACGCCCAGUUCCUCGACGUGCGCGCGCACGAUACCAUGGUAACCUGAACUGGUGGACUACAGAGGUGACAACUGAAUAUCAUAAUUCCUACAACAGUAGUUACUUAGGCUCU
Sorghum bicolor (sorghum) is the source of this 921-nucleotide messenger RNA. Its product is annotated as tuliposide A-converting enzyme 1, chloroplastic. Gene Ontology annotation, molecular function: hydrolase activity. The record is from RefSeq and is a predicted model, not a curated record. Lineage: Eukaryota; Viridiplantae; Streptophyta; Magnoliopsida; Poales; Poaceae. The coding region runs from base 18 to 851 and encodes 277 amino acids. The transcript is spliced from 2 exons.